This is a messenger RNA of Trichoderma atroviride IMI 206040, 1100 nucleotides long. The record is from RefSeq and is a predicted model, not a curated record. Lineage: Eukaryota; Fungi; Ascomycota; Sordariomycetes; Hypocreales; Hypocreaceae.
GAUAGAAAUCAUUUGAAUGAUUGAUGGGCUCCCAAAGCUUACAAAAAUCUCACGUGUAUAAUAUAUAUACCAAUCUCUGUUUCCCCUCCAAGCCGUACUCCUCCCAAUGCAAACAAAAAAAAGAAACACAAAGCACCAAAGCGAAAAAAAAAAAAAGGCCGACCCAUCAUCAGAUAAAAACGCUUCAAAACAAAUCAUCCCAUGAAAAAAAUCCAAGAGUUUUUUCUUCCUCCCAUUGCUGCUCGUCAUUCUAUAUACACACACACGCAAUACGAUUUUCGUCAGCGCCGUCUCGAGAUUUCCUUCCCCCUUCUCAACCAUUGCUAUUCCUUUAGCGGGCUCGUAUGAUGAAUCUCUUUGUCCCCCCAACUCUAUUGAUUUUAUCACAUUUCCUUCUUUUCCCGAAUCUUCCACUUUUUUUUUUAAAUCAUACUCUUCUCCCCUCAAGACUGGCUCUUUGCUUUUCCACAGUAACCUCAAACAUGGCACCAAAAGACCUUACUCCUUUUGACUCUUUUAGAGAUUGAAUGUGAAGAGAGGAAAGAAGGUGAAAAGACAGAGAAAAAAAGCACAGCACAUCAGCUCCUACCAUCUCACCCCAUGCCAUCUGACCUACACAGCAUGGAUAUAAUUGGCUGGGACACUGGCCGUCACGCCAGCCUUUUCGACUUCCGCCCAGCCGUCGCCGGGGUCGUCCUUGAUCAGCACAAAACGCUCGCCCUCCGUCAUGGAAUGCUCGGCUUCGCUCUGUGCCACGUAGUCGUACAGGGCUUCUACGUAUCGCAGCUUCUUGGCACCUCGCUUGGGCGCCACCGCAGGGCCCUUCUUCCUCGAAGCGGCGGCUAUUGAUGAUGUGGUUGACGUGGAAUAAACAGAGGAAGGACGGGCCGAUGCGGCGGGUGUUGAUGGCGCAACGUUGAGAUCGAUAUAUGUCGCUGGUACGAGACCUUCCUUAUAGCCAUCGCGGACCUUGACCCAGCCAGUACCAUCUGUAACACGCACAUGUAUCAGUUAUCAGGGACUUUCAAAAGAGAGAAGAAUUCGUUGGCACUCACCAUCUGCUUCCAAGACCACCACUUCCUUGCCUUCUGCCACCGAUA